AUGAGGGAAUUAGACCCUCUUGUUUCGGAGUAUCAACAUGAUAAACACCGACCUCGUGAAGCAGAGGCAUUAUUAACCCUGCGCAAAGUUGCUUCUCUGGUUAAACCAAUUAUGCGACAGCGAAUGUGGAGGGUUGGGACACUAUGUGAAUUUUACCCUUCUACCCAGAAUCUACUAGGCUUGAACGUGAAUCAUGGACAGAAAAUAUGUCUUCGGUUAAGGCAGCCUUAUGAUGAAAGACAAUUUCUUCCAAUAGAACAGGUAGUUGAUACUAUGCUUCACGAGUUGUGCCAUAUAGUUCAUGGCCCACACGAUCAAAAAUUCCAUGCUCUGUGGAAUCAACUCCGGGAUGAACACGAGCAACUGAUAAGUAGUGGCUAUACCGGUGAAGGGUUCCUAUCCGCUGGUCACCGGCUCGGAGGAAGACGGAUACCCAUGGAUGAAGCUCGUCGACUCGCACGUGCUGCAGCAGAAAAAAGGCGUGUGCUGUCUUCUGGCACCGGCAAGAAACUAGGAGGUGGCUCAGUCCUUCCGGGAACAGAUAUGCGAAAUGUCCUUGCGGAUGCAGCUGAGAGGCGAGCUACGGUUACAAAGGGCUGUGCAAGUGGAACUAUAGAAGGUGACAGACUUGCAGAAGAGGCUACUCGAAAUGGAUUCCGGACAAAGGCUGAAAUGGAAGACGCAAAUGAGAGAGCUAUAAUGGAAGCGUACAUUGAUCUUAUUCAGCAAGAAGAGAGGGAGCAAUAUGGUGACUUCUAUACACCUCCUAGCUCAUCGAAUCCUUUGGGGCCCCGGGCUUCAACCUCAUCAGGGCCAAAUCCAAUAGCAACUUCUUCCAAACCCCAGUUAACAGAGAGCACCACAUGCUCGUCAAGCUCAGACGUAAUGGACUCAGAGCCUUGGACGUGUUCUACUUGUACCUUCAUUAAUAGGCCUUUAUACCUUACCUGUGAAGUAUGCUCCGCUGAGCGUACCUCAGUCACGAAUUCUCUACCUUCUUCCAGGACUGUUUCAAAGCUAGCUCAGGAGAAAAAGAUUGGUAAACAACCAUAUUCAUCUGGAAGGCAUGGCGGAACAAAAUCUCGCAAAUCUGCCGUUCAGGCUAUCAUUGAACUAGAAAAGAAUCAACCGCCACCACCAAAAAGGUCUCUCGGGUGGGUGUGCCAUUGUUGCGGAGCUUUUAUGGAAUCUCAGUGGUGGACAUGUUCUGCCUGUGGAACGAUGAAGUUAUCAGAUUGA
Nannizzia gypsea CBS 118893 is the source of this 1239-nucleotide messenger RNA. Its product is annotated as zinc ion binding protein. The record is from RefSeq and is a predicted model, not a curated record. The transcript is spliced from 2 exons. Lineage: Eukaryota; Fungi; Ascomycota; Eurotiomycetes; Onygenales; Arthrodermataceae. Bases 1 to 1239 code for a protein of 412 amino acids.